Molecule: messenger RNA, 2597 nt
Organism: Branchiostoma floridae (Florida lancelet)
Lineage: Eukaryota; Metazoa; Chordata; Leptocardii; Amphioxiformes; Branchiostomatidae
Product: E3 ubiquitin-protein ligase RNF115-like
Exons: 10
Coding region: 96-956 (286 amino acids)
Biological process (GO): ubiquitin-dependent protein catabolic process; positive regulation of DNA-templated transcription; protein ubiquitination
Cellular component (GO): nucleoplasm; cytoplasm
Molecular function (GO): ubiquitin protein ligase activity
Source: RefSeq, a predicted model, not a curated record
UUCUCGUUUCUAGAUCUCGUUCCCAUCAGUCUGACACGCGAGAAUGAAGAUAGAAACGUGAUUUGGUGACGUCAUUCUGACGACAGGAAUCCAAGAUGGCGGAGGCUGCUGUCGACCAGUCUUCGGCAGGAUCGGUGUAUUUUUGCCAUCAAUGUACUCAAGAAGUACAACCUAAGCUUCCGGACUACACCUGCCCAAGAUGUGACUCAGGUUUCAUAGAAGAACUGACAGAUAACACAUUUGAACCAUCAGGGGAGGAUGAUGAAGAUGGCCCCAAUAAUAUUGAUGUCAACCCAGCAGAGCAGUUUGCAGAGUUAUGGAGUAGGACUUUCCUGGGCCUGGACCCAUCGUUGACGGAGCCAGGUCGGGGCUCUGCGGACAGAGAACGUGACAUACGAGACAGGAGAACACGGCUGCCCAGGACACAGCUACGCUUCAGAACAAGACCUGCCUCACACAGGGGCAUAGACAGGUCACCAGCACUAGAGAGUAUCAUCCAGCAGCUGUUGGGAGGACUAGGAGGGGCAGCAGGUACUGGGCUUUACCCACCAGUCUUUUUACAGUCAGGGACUGGUGGUCUCCCUGCGGGUUUCUUCAAUCUCCAUGGUAACCCUGGUGACUACGCCUGGGGACCAGGAGGCCUUGAUGCCAUCAUCACCCAGUUACUGAAUCAGCUAGAUGGAACAGGCCCCCCUCCUGCUGACAAGAAGAUGAUAGAUGCCCUCCCCACUGUAACAAUCAUCCAGGAACAAGUUGAUAAUGGAUUGGAAUGUACUGUGUGUAAAGAAGAGUAUCACCUGGAUGAAAGGAUAAGGCAGCUACCCUGUGGCCAUUGUUAUCAUUCAGACUGUAUUGUACCAUGGCUAGAAAUGCACAACACGUGCCCGGUUUGCAGAAAAAGCUUGGAUGGAAGUCGAACAGAUAUGGACAUGGACAACAGCCUAGAUCCCAGAUAAUCAUGUCAGCAAAAGUCUAUGUUUGACUUAAGGUAGUCGUUAUUGAUGCAGACAGCUUACACGUACCCUAUACAGUCUACUACCCAAAGAAAAAGAAUGAAAAAUCCACCAGGAUUUUAUAGACAUAAAAUCUUUUUGUUUUGUUACACUUUGUCUGCUGUACAACAUAGCCUUGAAUGAUUGAUAUGUAUGAGCUUGAUAUUUCUAUUGGUGAAGUUGAUAAGAGGGGGGAGGGAUGGGAAGACUCAUUGAACAUAAAAAGCAGGUAUAAAUGUAUGUAUAGAUAUCAUGAUAUCUGUGUUUGUUGUUAGCUUGGACCAAUGUCAGUAGCUGUUUCAAAUAGUUUGCCUUUUUACUUCAAUCCAGCUUUGUGUUCAAUAAAGGGGUCUUCCACAAUUUGUGGACUUUUUUAUCCAAUCAUUUCCUAUAGUGUUACAUGACUGAUAUAUGUAUUCUUACUGCCAAUUGAUGUUAAAUAGAUGAGCAUGAUCCUCCUACAAGCAUCUGGCUGCUGUAGAAAGAUUGCGUAAGUACUACUGUAUGAAUAAAAAGAGUAUUUCAUGAACGCAGACUCAAUUCUGACACUCCAAAAUCCAACAUAGCAGCAUGUACAUAUCAAAUUUGGAACACCACCAGUGUUUUUCUGGUGACCAGAGUGAUCAUGAAGAAACAGUUUCUUUUUUACACCUGUGUGAGACAGUCUGAUAAAACAGUUUUCAGUUUGUUCCAUGCUUUUGACACUCCGCUAAUGAAAGUUUCCACUGCCUUAAUUCCUUGGUUUGGUCAUCUUGUUUAAAAGAACAGCACAUUUUUGAGUCAGCACUUUAUAGAGGUCAUAACUAUUUGUAAUCUCCAACCAGAUACACGGUGCAUAAUGUAUACUAGUAGUAUCAAACUUCCCGUAGGUGCCCGUUUGACUCCCUUAGCCGGCUACACUCCUUGGCCAGCUUUGAUACUACAAUGUAUCUUAUGGCAUCGUAGGAUCUGCUUGGAGAUUAAACUAUUUGUGCUAUUCUUGUCAGUGACCACAGUUCAAACAAGCACAAAUUCCAAGGGGAAAAGGAAUUUUCAUGAUUUGAUGUUUUGCUAAUAGUGAGUUAAUGUAUAUUUAUAUGACAUAUGGACAACAAAGUAUUUUGUACACAACCAUGUGUUCUACAUAGUGUAAAAAGUACUUUUGUUGUCCAGUGACUUACCAGCCUGAAAGUAUUCACGGAUGUUAUAUAUGGUGCAUCACAAUCAGCUCAUUUUGUAUGAGGUAGGUUUCAACCUAAUCAUUUUGUUGUUCAAAUAAGAUGUAAAUUGCAACCAUGUCCAUUCAGCAUCAACCAGGUCAUAAAUCAAUUUUUCCCUAUAAAGCAGACUGCUUAUCAAAUCAACAAGACUGCAGAGAAUUUAGUUCAGUUUGUUGCUGGUUUGGAAAGAAGUGUACAACUCUGGCUUGAAUGUAGCUGUCUUGAAAAUAGCUGCAUUACCCAUCUGAUCAUAAUCAUUACAACCAGUGUUAGGGUAAAUUUGGAUGUUACUGCUCUAGUAGCACUUUUAUGUUGUAUCCUACUCUGAAUUGUAAAAGGGAAUGGGGAAUGGUAAAAGAACUACUGUUACCUUAAAUCCUGUCAAGAUUAAAGAAUGAAAAUCUAA